CAUUUACUUUGAGUGAUAGGAUGAAUUAGUAAAUAAUCUAAGCUAAUUCAUCGAUUACUUUGAUGGAUUGAUUACUUUAUUAAUCUAUCAUAUCAUUCUCCUCUUUCAUCUACCAGCAUUGACAUAUAGAGCUUUUGUUUCGUAACUUUCCAGUUUUGUGUUCGUUAAAAGUUGCUAGUACUCUGACUGUUAUGAUUUAUGAAUCACUGGAUCAUCUUUCAUUUCUCUGUGAGUUUCUUCAGAGCCUUUUUUUUUUGAGUUGGAUUGAAAUGAGAAAAUGAUAGCAAUGUUUUUUCCCCUAUCAUCCAGAAACUGUAAUUUCUUCCUUUAGUUAUUUAUCGGUGAAAAAGUGAACCGGAAUUAGUACUACUUACGGGAUAGACCUGUCAAAAUAAGCAUUUUCGUAUGCAAUCAUAAAAUACUCAAAAUGAUCAAGGUUAAAGGAUGCUCAAGUAGUUGGUUAUUAGCUGCCUUCUGCUUUACACUUGUCUUGUCAGUGUCUUCUCAAAGAUGAUUCGGUUAUAGUUAUUUCUUUCUGCAGCUUUAUAAGCUCUUUCUUUUUGAAGAUGGAAACUGAAGGCACUGCUGGAAUGGCAAAACGAAUGAAGAGUUCUGUUGAAGAAAAGGAGUUAGCUCUGCAAGAUGGAUCUAUGAUAGAGGUUUCAGCUGAAGAUAAUGUAGUAACUUCGAAUUCCGAACUGGUGGAGAUGGACAUCUCUCACAUCCUCGAAAAGAUCAAUAACUUCACUCAGAUGGUGUCAGAGCUGCUAGAAUCAGGGAAGUCAAUGCUGAAGGAGCUGAGCAAUGAGUUUGAAGAACGCAUGAUUUUAAUACACAAGGAGCAGAUGGAAAAGUGGCAGGAGGAGAUCAAGGAACUUCGCGCACUUGACACUGCAAAUGAGGAAACGGAUGCUCUGCUGCAAAAUGCUAUAUAUCUAAUUCAUAACAUUCAUGGAGGCUCUGAAAGUUAGUCAUCAUGAUAAUCGAACAGGAGAUCCCAUUUAACCAACAUCGAUUUGUAGCUUUUGGGAUUUAGUAGUUGUAUCAAUAUUACUGAUAUCUUGUGUCGGGUUCUAGUAUAUGAUGUAGUGUUGUUGGUCAGAUAACUCUUGGUAUUAGAACUAAAGAAUGGAUAUCAUUACUCCACUUUCUUCUUUACAGUGAGAGAUAUAAUCAGCUGCUACCAUUAAA
This is a messenger RNA of Salvia splendens (bonfire salvia), 1191 nucleotides long. RefSeq lists its product as uncharacterized. NCBI's taxonomy places the organism in Eukaryota, Viridiplantae, Streptophyta, Magnoliopsida, Lamiales, Lamiaceae. Bases 567 to 971 code for a protein of 134 amino acids. The transcript is spliced from 4 exons. The record is from RefSeq and is a predicted model, not a curated record.